CGUCAACAUUUGUUUGAUUGCCGCCGUGAAUGUAGGAUGUGAGUGAUGUGCUAAUAUUUAGAUAUGUCUGCACCUAUUUUAAAAUGGAAGAGGAUUGGGAAUGCAAGUGGACCAUGUCCCAGACCAAGACAUGGGCACAGAGCAGUUGCCAUCAAGGACCUGAUGGUUGUUUUUGGUGGUGGAAACGAAGGCAUCGUUGAUGAACUCCAUGUUUACAACACGGCCACAAACCAAUGGUUUGUUCCGCCUGUCAAGGGAGACAUCCCUCCCGGAUGUGCUGCCUAUGGCUUUGUGGUCGACGGCACUCGCAUCCUUGUCUUUGGUGGCAUGGUUGAGUAUGGAAAGUACUCAAAUGAAAUCUAUGAACUCCAGGCGAGUCGAUGGGAAUGGAAGCGGAUCCGCGCCCGCCCGCCGCGCAACGGUCCGCCGCCGUGCCCCCGGCUGGGACACAGUUUCACACUGAUCGGCAACAAGGCUUACCUGUUCGGUGGCCUGGCCAACGAGAGCGACGACCCCAAGAACAACAUCCCGCGCUACCUGAACGACCUGUACACACUGGAGCUGCGUCCGGGCGGCAACGCGCUCGGCUGGGACAUCCCGCAGACCUACGGCCAGCCGCCGCCGCCGCGCGAGUCGCACACCGGCAUCGCCUACACGAACGCGCAGCGAGACUCCUCGCAGCUCAUCAUCUACGGAGGUAUGAGCGGCUGCCGCCUGGGCGACCUGUGGAUGCUGGACGUGGACUCGAUGAUGUGGACGCGGCCGCAGGUAGGCGGCACGCCGCCGCUGCCGCGCUCACUUCACACCACGCAGCUGAUCGGACAGCGCAUGUUCGUGUUUGGCGGCUGGGUGCCGCUCGUUAUCGAUACGGACGUCAAGGUGGCCACACACGAGAAGGAGUGGAAGUGCACAAACACGCUGGCAUCGCUCAACCUCGAGUCGAUGGAGUGGGAGCCGCUGGCUAUGGAGGCGUUCGAGGACGCCAUUCCGCGCGCGCGCGCCGGCCACUGCGCCGUCACCAUACACUCGCGGAUGUACAUCUGGUCCGGACGCGACGGAUACAGAAAGGCCUGGAACAAUCAGGUGUGCUGUAAGGACCUGUGGUACUUGGAGACGGAGAAGCCGCCGUCGCCGGGCCGCGUGCAGCUGGUGCGCGCCUCCACACUGUCGCUGGAGGUGUGUUGGAGCCAGCUGCCCACCGCCGACUGCUACCUUCUCCAGAUUCAGAAGUACGAGAUGCCGCCGCAGCCGGCCGGCCAGCCCAGUCCGGGCGCCGCCGCCCAGCCGGCCGGGGCGGGGGCGGGGGCGGCUCCCAGCCCGCCCACGCCGAGCGCGGCGCCCGUCCGCCCGUCCAUCACGGCCACAGCGGGCAUCCCGAGUCCGUACAGCCCGGCUAAACUGGGGACCGGACUGCGGAAGGUGCUCACCAAACCGGAGCCCAAGUCGCCCGUCAGCAGCCAGCCCAUGUCCGGUAUCGCGGCGCUGGCGGCGGCGGCGGCACAGACGCAGCGCGCGCCGCCGGCGCAGCAGACCACAGCCGACAGUCCUGGAGUGAAGGGAGUGCGUCUGUCCACGGCGGCGGUGGCGGGCGGCGGGAACGCCAUCAGCUCGGUGCUGAAGUCGCCCGGCCAGCCGAAACAGAUAAUCCUGCAGAAGCCGGGCGCCGGUGGCCAGCCACAGAUUGUGACCCUGGUGAAGACCAGUCAGGGGAUGCAGGUGGCCACGGUGCCCAAGGUGAACCUGCUGCAGGGCAAACCGUCCGCUCAGAUGACCGCCGUGUCGGCCGGCAAGUCGCUGCCGCAGGGCGCCACCAUUGUCAAACUGGUGGCCACACAGGCCGCAGGCGCCAACCGCUCGAUCGGAUCGAACGUCAUCACCAUCGCCAAGCCGCAGACGGUGUCGACGCCGGCCGGCGGCAAGCAGACGAUCGUCAUCACGCGCCCGCCGCGCGCGGCCACCCAGCAGGUCACCAUGGUGUCCUCCGCAGCGGCUCCGGCCGCCGGCGCGGCGGUCGUCCCGUCCGCGGCUGCCGGCAGCCCGGCGGCACCGCCACAGACGGCCGGCCAGGCGGGGGUCAAGAUGAUCGUGGUGUCGUCUCCGUCUGGCACCAACACCACGCCGGCCAUCUCUCGUCCGAUCACCAUCUCCGUGCCGGGCCAGUCGGGCCAGGCCACCAAGACGGUCACCAUCGCGGCCAAGUCAAAUACGCUGGUGGGUCUGCCGGCGCAGGGUCUGCUGCCGGCCGGGCCGCGGCCUGUCGCCGUACAGGUAUCCACGGCCGCCGGGCAGAAGACGGUGACGCUGAUGGCGGGCUCGGCGGCGGCAACAGCGGCGGGCGGAGGCUCCCCGGCGCAGCAGAAGGUGGUGCUGCUCAACCAGCCGGCCACCACGGACGCGGCGCUGGCGGCGCUGGCCGCGGAGGCCGGUCUGGGCGUGCUGCCGGAGUCAGGCGGUGGAGAGCCGGCCGAGCAGGCCGCGCCGGAGGCGGCGCCGGCCCAGCAGCCGGCGGCCGUGCCGCAGGUAGACGGGGCAGACGACAGCGAGGACGAAACGCCGCCGCCGCCGCAGUCGGACGAGGGCGCGCCGGCAGCGCCGGCCGCCGCUCCGGCCGCCGAGGGGCCGGCUGAGGAGGCGCCGCCGCCGCCGGCAGACGAGGAGCCGCUGGUGGGCCAGCCUGUGGACCCGGAGACGGAAAACCCAGGGCCGGCCGGACGCGCCGCCGCCGCCGCCGCUGAGGCAGCUGAGAAGGAAGCUAAGACGGACGCCGAGGCAGCUGGAGAUGCAGCCGCGACUGAAACCCCCGCAGAGGGCAGCUCUACUGAACAGAAACCCGCAGAAGACUCUGCCCCGGAGGAAAAGCCCAUGGAGCAGGACAGUGCUGCGGAUGAUAAGCCUGCUGCGGAGAGUGCUCCGUCGGAGACUGCUCCGGCGGAGAGCCCUGCUGCGGAGAGUGCCGCUACGGAGCCGGCGGCUGCUGAGGGUGCCGCUGCGCAGGAGUCGGCCCCUGUCCAGCCGGCCCCAGCAGCUACUGACGGCACGAAGCCGGCACCGAGCGACGACACUCCGGCCGAGAGCGCUCCACCGGCCGGUGAGCCGAUGGAUACCGCCCCGGAGGGCGGCACCACCACCGCGGCUCCGCCGGCUCAGCCCAAGGAGGAGCCGUCGGACGCCGACGCAGAGACGGCCGCCGACCCGCUGGCCACGCUGGCGUCGGCGGCCAUCUCGACGGCGGCGGCGGCGGCGGCCGUCAAGUCUGAGCCGCGCGCCGAGAACGGCGUCACCAAGAGCGGCGCCGACUCUGAGGAGAAGCGCCGCGACGCGCUGUGGUUCGACGUCGGUAUCAUCAAGGGCACCUCGUGCACGGUCGAGUCGUUCUACCUGCCUGUCGACGAGAACGGCGACGUCCUCUCCGAGAGCGACCAGAACAUGAUGCGCAAGGUGGACCUGCAGCCCGGGCUGGCCUACAAGUUCCGCGUGGCGGGCAUCAACGCCUGCGGCCGCGGCCCGUGGAGCGAGGUGUCGGCCUUCAAGACGUGUCUGCCGGGCUACCCGGGCGCACCGUCGGCCAUCAAGAUCUCCAAGUCGGCGGACGGAGCGAAUUUAUCGUGGGAGCCGCCUCAGAACCCGGCCGGGGAGAUCACAGAGUACUCUGUGUACCUGGCUGUGCGCAGCGCCACCACCCAGGCACAGGGCGACACAAAGACGGUGGCCAGCUCUCCGUCUCAGCUGGCGUUUGUGCGCGUCUACUGCGGCCCCAUCAACCAGUGCACGGUGACGCACAUAUCGCUGGCCGCCGCGCACCUCGACACCACCUCCAAACCGGCCAUCAUAUUCCGGAUCGCAGCCAGAAACGAGAAGGGCUACGGCCCGGCCACACAAGUCAGGUGGCUCCAAGACGCACACGCCGGAGGAGUGAAGGCCGUGAAGCGGGUGAUGGACCCGCGCACGCCCGGCCCCGCCGGCAUCAAGCGGCCGCGCACGGACAGCGGUCAGUAGGCCGGCGCGGCCGCCGGCGCCAUCUCACCCUCAGUACAACACGCCUCUCAUUGGGCGCGCGCGACGCCACUCGCCUCAUCGUGCCGCGCGCCGUGCGGCGGAUAGUUUUAGGCGCGGGCGGCACGCCGCGGCGGUACCGUUCCGCCCAGCGACUGUACAUAGAUGGCCGGACCGCUGCCAGCGCGAAACGAAAUGAAGUGACUUAUGACGUGAGUGACGAAACGAGUGAAUGGUUGGGAGAAUGAUGUUCAUUGAGUGAGUGAGUGAGUGAGUGAGUCAGCAUCGGAGCCAUUAUGCCUAGUUAGGACGUCUCGCCUGUAGUCUAUAGCGCGGCGCCCACCCGGUCUGACCGGGCGGGCGGAGCGGUACGCCAACUGGAGUCCGCUCGGCCGGGCGGAGCGGGGCGCCGAGCCUGACCGGGGCCCGCUCGGGCGGCUCGCCGCCGGCCAAUCGGUUCACACUUCCAUUGUGCUUAGGAUAAGGACCGCUCCGUAGCGGGCUAAUUGUACACUAUGCUAAGAAUCGGGCGCUUUCCGUCGCCACGUUUGAAAUAAACUGUCGCAACAUA
This is a messenger RNA of Amphibalanus amphitrite, 4564 nucleotides long. RefSeq names its product host cell factor 2-like. The record is from RefSeq and is a predicted model, not a curated record. Gene Ontology annotation, molecular function: transcription coactivator activity; protein binding. The coding region runs from base 64 to 3996 and encodes 1310 amino acids. Gene Ontology annotation, biological process: regulation of DNA-templated transcription; chromatin remodeling. The transcript is spliced from 14 exons. Lineage: Eukaryota; Metazoa; Arthropoda; Thecostraca; Balanomorpha; Balanidae. Gene Ontology annotation, cellular component: histone methyltransferase complex.